Aspergillus alliaceus is the source of this 3891-nucleotide messenger RNA. RefSeq names its product violaceus kinesin. The transcript has 3 exons. Gene Ontology annotation, biological process: nucleoside metabolic process. Gene Ontology annotation, cellular component: kinesin complex. Bases 1 to 3891 code for a protein of 1296 amino acids. The record is from RefSeq and is a predicted model, not a curated record. Gene Ontology annotation, molecular function: catalytic activity; protein binding. NCBI's taxonomy places the organism in Eukaryota, Fungi, Ascomycota, Eurotiomycetes, Eurotiales, Aspergillaceae.
AUGGGAUUUAGACACGACGACUAUACCGUAGCAUGGAUCUGCGCCCUGCCGCUGGAAAUGACAGCAGCAAAGGCCAUGCUGGAUAAGGUUCAUCCUUCACUACCCCAGCCAGAAACCGACCACAAUGUCUACACACUUGGGAACGUUGCCGGCCACAAUGUGGUAAUGGCGUGCCUCCCGGCUGGUGUUUAUGGUACCACAUCUGCUGCAAUUGUGCUUGCUCACAUGUUGCCGACAUUCCCUUCCCUUCGAUUUGGGUUGAUGGUAGGCAUCGGGGGCGGGGUACCCAGCAAGAACGCAGAUAUUCGCCUUGGUGAUGUGGUUGUUAGCAUGCCAACAGCGGGCUCUGGAGGCGUGAUCCAAUACGACUAUGGAAAGACACUCCGUGAUGGUAGUUUGCAGCGCACUGGAUCGCUAAACAAACCCCCACAAUACCUGCUCACUGCAGUAUCUCAAAUACGCAGCGAUUACAUGGUCAGGGACUCACUCAUUAAGAAGGGUAUAUCGGAGACGCUUCAGAAGCACCAAAAGAUCCACGAACAAUUCUCACGACCGGACCAAGACUGGCUGUUCAAACCGGGCUAUGACCAUGCGAGCAAGACCGUCAACUGUUCACUAUGCGAUCCGUCCCAGCUAGUAGUUCGUACAACACGAGAAAACAAUCAGCCAGCCAUCCAUUAUGGACUGAUUGCUUCUGGGAAUCAGGUUAUGAAGAAUGCCAAGAUACGAGAUUCCAUCGCUCAAGAGUUGGAUAUUCUCUGCUUUGAAAUGGAGGCAGCCGGGUUGAUGGAUCAAUUACCAUGCCUAGUCAUCCGAGGAAUUUGCGACUAUUGCGACUCGCACAAGCACAAACAAUGGCAGGGGUAUUCAGCGCUUGCUGCUGCUGUUUAUGCAAGAGCUCUUCUGGAAGUGGUUCCUCUAUACAACAAUGAUUUGAGCAGGGAAAAAAGAAGUUUCUGGAUGGUCCCCUUUGCGAGAAACCCACGGUUUGUUGGCCGACAGAAUGAGAUCCAUAGUCUUGAACAAUCGAUUAUACCCUCAAGAGGACCAACAAAGACUGCCAUAUGUGGACUAGGCGGAAUUGGGAAAACCCAAAUCGCCCUGGAGCUAGCCUAUCGCGCUCGAGAAAAGGUUCCUGGAAUCUCGAUUUUCUGGAUCCCAUGUACCAGCUAUGAGAAUGUCGAACAAGCCUAUUUAAGCCUUGCCUCGAGCUUAGGAAUAACAGACAUAAAGCCGGCUGAGGUAAAAGAACAAGUCAAAACCUUCCUUAGUCAAGAACAUGCUAGGAGGUGGCUUCUUAUCUUUGACAAUGCGGAUGAUAUGGAGAUGUGGACCAAGGGAAGCGCGACUGCGCCACCACUUAAGGACAUUCUGCCCCAGAGCGAACAUGGCCAUAUUCUGUUUACAUCGCGUAACCGAAAGCUCGCGGUGAAGCUGGCAUCGCCAAAUGUCCUAUCCAUUCCUGAUCUGGACCAGAUCACUGCUAAAGAGAUAUUAAAAAAAUUACUUAUACAAAAGCAGUUACUACAGGAUGAUUGCGCAACCACUACGCUCCUUGAGCAGCUUGGCUUUCUUCCUCUUGCAAUUAGUCAAGCGGCAGCUUAUAUCAACGAAAACGAGAUUUGGUUGUCUGAGUAUCUUUCAUUGUUAGGCAAACAAGAGAGAAGUAUAAUUGAAAUGCUAAGCGAGGAAUUUGAGGACGAUGGACGCUACGCAGAGAUUCAGAACCCAGUGGCGACAACCUGGUGGAUCUCUUUCUUGCAGAUCCGGCAACUAGAUGAAUUAGCAGCUGACUAUUUGUCAUUUAUGGCCUGCAUUGAUCCACGAGUUAUCCCGCAGUCAAUUCUUCCCCCUGCACCAUCAGCAAAAAAACAAGCGGAGGCAUUAGGUCUUCUGAAGGCGUAUUCGUUUAUUAGUUCACAGGCUCGUGAUGGUCUAUUUAGCCUGCAUCGGCUUGUGCAUCUGGCAACACGGAAUUGGAUGAGAAUAAACAAGAUUCUCGAUAGUUGGGUAGAAAGAGUAACUUGUCAGUUAGAUGAUGUAUUCCCUGAUAACGACCAUGACUAUCGAAGAAUAUGGAGGGACUAUCUACCACAUGUGCUCUACUUGACAGAGUGUGAAGAAUUCCAGAGGUUCCGGCAUGAGUAUUAUGACCUUUUUUCAAGGAUAGGGAGAUGCUUGCAGAGCGAUGGAAGAUAUAAUGAGGCUCAAAUUUUCUAUACAGAUGUUUUGGAAAUAAAGGAGACAGCUCUUGGACCCGAGCAUCCCGGCACUCUCACCAGUGUCAGCAACCUUGGUUCAGUGCUUAGAAAACAGGGCAAGUAUAAAGAGGCCGAAGCCAUGCACUUGCAAACACUAGAAGGCAGGGAGAAGGCUCUAGGGCCAAUGCAUCCUGACACUCUCACCAGUGUCAGCAACCUUGGUUCAGUACUUGAACAACAGGGCAAGUAUAAAGAGGCUGAAGCCAUGCAUCAGCGAGCUUUGCAAGGCUAUAAAAAGGUUCUAGGACCCGAGCAUCCCAACACUCUUACCAGUGUCAGCAACCUUGGUUUAGUGCUCGAGGAUCAGGGCAAGUACAAAGAGGCCGAAGCCAUGCACUUGCAAGCACUAAAAGGCAGAGAGAAGGCCCUAGGGCCAAUGCAUCCUGACACUCUUACCAGUGUCAGUAACCUUGGUUCAGUACUUGAACAACAGGGCAAGUAUAAUGAGGCCGAAGCCAUGCAUCGACGAACACUAGAAGGCAGUGAGAAGGCUCUAGGGCCCGAGCAUCCCGACACUCUCACCAGUGGCAAGUAUAAAGAGGCCGAAGCCAUGCAUCGACGAACACUAGAAGGCAGGGAGAAGGCUCUAGGGCUCGAGCAUCCCGACACUCUCACCAGUGUCAGCAACCUUGGUUCAGUGCUUCAGAAGCAGGGCAAGUAUAAAGAGGCCGAAGCCAUGCAUCAGCGAGCUUUGCAAGGCUAUAAAAAGGUUCUAGGGCCCGAGCAUCCCGACACUCUUACCAGUGUUAGCAACCUUGGUUCAGUGCUUAAACAACAGGGCAAGUAUGAAGCGGCCGAAGCCAUGCAUCAGCGAGCUUUACAAGGCUAUAAAAAGGUUCUAGGGCCCGAGCAUCCCGACACUCUUGCCUGUAUCAGCAACCUUGGUUCAGUGCUUCAGAAGCAGGGCAAGUAUAAAGAGGCUGAAGCCAUGCAUCAACAAGAUCUGAAGGGGUCAGAGAAGAUACUAGGACCCGAGCAUCCCGACACUCUUGCCUGUGUUAGCAACCUUGGUUCAGUGCUUAAACAACAGGGCAAGUAUAAUGAGGCCGAAGCCAUGCAUCAACGAGCACAAGAAGGCCACAAGAAAGCCCUAGGGCCAGAGCAUCCCAACACUCUCACCAGUGUCAGCAACCUUGGUUCAGUACUUGAACGACAGGGCAGGUAUGAAGAGGCCGAAGCCAUGCAUCAGCGAGCUUUGCAAGGCUACGAAAAGGUCUUAGGACCCGAGCAUCCCUACACUCUGACUACCAUGAACAAUCUAGCUCACACCUGGAUAUUACAAGAUAAGAUGCAGGAUGCUUUAGCUUUGAUGGGAAAAUGUGUAGAGCUCCGCAACAAAAUAUUGGGAUUCGAUCACCCAGAUACCCAAUCCUCAUCACGGUCUUUAUUCAGGCUGAACAUGAUCAAGUUCGAGAAAUUGCCACAGAAAAUUGCCACAGAAUCACUGGAAGUUGUUGUCACCAAACUAACAGGCGAUGAACAUAUUACUUUGAAUCGAAGGCAAGAACAAUUGACAACCCCUAUCAAGGCAACCCCUGUCAAACAAUUUAUCGCAAAUCAUCCACUCCGAGCUAUUAUAGCUUCCAACUCAUCUGCACGCCAGGGCCAUGACAUAACAGAAGUUGAUUGA